Onychostoma macrolepis is the source of this 1965-nucleotide messenger RNA. RefSeq lists its product as uncharacterized. The record is from RefSeq and is a predicted model, not a curated record. The coding region runs from base 841 to 1461 and encodes 206 amino acids. The transcript is spliced from 5 exons. Lineage: Eukaryota; Metazoa; Chordata; Actinopteri; Cypriniformes; Cyprinidae.
AGAAUAAUUUCUAAACACUUUGACACUGAAGACUGGACAAAUGAAUGCUGAUAAUUCAGCUUUGCCAUCACAGGAAUAAAGUACAUUAAAAUAUAUUACAAUUGUAAUAAUAUUUCACUUUGACUAUUUUGAUUAAAUAAAUGCAGCCUUUGUUAGUAGCUUCUAUCAAGACCAUCAAAAAAAACUUUACCAAACUUUUGAACAGUAUACAUAUAUUUUGUGUGUAUAAAGCAUACAUACAUACAUAUAUAUAUAUAUAUAUAUAUAUAUAUAUAACAAUAUCAAUAAAUAUUUAUAUAUAAAUGUAACUGAUUUACCCAGCUAACAAUUUGGGUUCUUAGAAUGUUUUAAGGAAUGUUAGUUUAUGGUUAUUUAAAAAUUAAACUCGAAGAGUACAAUCCUAAAACACUCCUUAUAGAACAAUCCCAUGGAACAAAACUAUACAACAACAUCAGGGGAACAAUAACAGUAGGCUAUGUGAUUUCUUGGUUAUCAUUCAUUAAUACAUUUUUAAGCAUAAAUAUCGAUAUACUGAAACAGGCACGUUUUAUUCAGGUUUGAUUAAACUAAGAGUCUCAUGCUGAGCACAAGUGCAGUCACACCAGUCUACGGUAUUUAUUACAGAACACUCAUUGUUCUUGAGCUGAGUCCAUCAGCCUUCAGGCUUUCUAUAAAGAAUAGAGCAGCCAUGGCAACAGCCGCUAACUGAGUGUAACAGCCAUUUCCAAACAUGCCACUGUGCUGCAAGAAUGUAAAAUAAUCAGCAGCUACUAAACUGCUCAGGAAUCAAAUUCAUGGGAUGAAAACGUGCCAUGCUUGAGUCUCAACAGUAACUCAAAGAUGACCACUCAUGAGAAGACAAUCAGCAAGCAACAGAGACCAUCUCUAAGAAACCCAUUUGGUCAUAGACGUAGAACAGAUAUACUGCUCCUCAAAAACGGUCAAAUUGCAUCGAAACACCCACGAUCCUUUCCAAUGCUGGGAGAACUUCCUUCUUUGGCUGGGUUACUGCUCUACCCCGGUAAGCGGGAAAAGAUGGUAACCACAACCGAAACUGAAUUUGGACCCAAAACCUGCCAAAAGGUAGAGCCAAAGAAGAUCCUACAGUGCAGCCUAACUCUAGAUGGGGACAGGAGUUUCAACACAACAAAUAGAGAGGAUUACCCUUAUUACAAACCAGAUGGCACUCCGAUUGUGUGGCAUGGAAGAAUCCCCGCAAGAGAAAACAGGACUGGCCAAGCACAGAGAUGUUCUCUUUACCAGCAGGACUUCCCAGCUCCAAAAAGAAUCUAUGUCAGGAGAAAUCAGGUCGUACCUCACCCUGACAACCUGGCGAUCAACACUUCAAUGAGAGCUGAAUACAAAACAGUGCAGAAAGAGGCUUUUCCAGGCUGGGAUGUGUCUGUGCACGCGCGUCCACCGCCUGCCCGUCUCAAAAGAACAGCUGUAGCUGACAGUUGAAGGCCAGAGAAAACCCUCAAAGUGCAUUUAUAAAAUGCAUAAAUAACACAAAAAAAGAUUCUUUAAAUCAAGCAUUUGUGUUAUUGCUUGUUAUCUUUCUCCUGUACUACAUGACAUUUAAUAUCUUUAGAAACUCAAAGAAAAUGUAUUUCUGUUUAAUUUUUCAUUUGAUUAUUAUACAGUAAUGUUCAAAAGUUUGGGGUCAGUAAUAUAUAUAUAUAUAUUUUAAUUACAACUUUAUUCUCCAAGAAUGCAUUACACUGAUCAGAAGUGAUAGUAAAGGCAUUUAUAAUGUUUUCCAAAACAUCUAUUUGAAAUAAAUACUGUUAACUUAAGACUUUCUAGUCAUCAGAAAAUCCUUACAUAUGUAUGCAUGUUUGUGUGUGUAUAUAUAUAUAUAAUGUCAACAUUUGAAGUGGAUCAAAACCUUUCAUCAAAGUUUCCACAUAAAUAUUAAGCAGCACAACUGUUUUCAGCAUUGGUAAUAAUAAUAAAAAAUGUUUC